AUGUCACUGCUGAACUCUGGCUCGCCCCACCGAGGGGAGAGGCUGACCCCUCCGGAGCCAAAUCCACCAGUCAUCUCAGACAGCAACCCAGGUCACGUGCCAGAGGAGGACCCUGAGGAAACCUCUGCUCAGGAUCCUGAAGUCCUGAGCUUGGGGAACCCUGGCCUGGACACCAACCAAGCCCCCAGCUGGCCUGGACUCCGGACCCUCCUGCAGCAGCUCCCUCCGCAGGACAGCGAUGAGCGCUAUUGCCUGGCCCCUGGGGAAGAGGAGCUGGCUGAGCUGCGGCUCUUCUGUGCCCAGCGGAGGCGGGAGGCCCUGGGACAGGGGGUGGCCCGCCUAGUACCUCCCAAGCUUGAAGAAUGCACCUGUGAAAAGUGCAGGGAGCAGCUGAGGCCAGGCGAGUACGGAGUGUUCACAGCUCGGGCAGGAGAGCAGCACUGCUGGCACCGGGCUUGCUUUGCCUGCCGGGCCUGUGGCCAGGCCCUGAUAAACCUCAUCUACUUCUACCACGAUGGGCGUCUCUACUGCGGCCGUCAUCACGCAGAGCUGCUGCGGCCGCGCUGCCCGGCUUGUGACCAGCUGAUCUUCUCCCGCCGCUGCACCGAGGCCGAGGGACGGCGCUGGCACGAGAACCACUUCUGCUGCCAGGACUGCGCCGGGCCCUUGGGCGGGGGACGUUAUGCCCUGCUGGGCGGCGGCCCCUGCUGCCCCAGCUGCUUUGAGAGACGCUAUUCGGAUGCCGGCUCGAGUCCGGCCCCGACAGUGGAAGGCAGGGCGUCCCCGGGGGAGGCGGAGCUCGGCGGAUUUGAAGAUGGGCGCCGCGCCCCGCGGAAUGCCGCGAUCAUCUCCCGGGCAGCCCCUCUCGCUACUGCCGCCAGCUCCAGUAUGGAAACCCAGAGGGGGAUGCUUGGAUCCAGCCCGGAGCAGGAGUGUAGAACUGGGGACCAGGCGGAGACACCCAAAGGGCAAGAGCAGGGCUGCCUAGAGACUCCCCUUGAUCUCAAGGAGGACGCUUCCUGCCCCACCUGCUCCUCUUCCUCUGAAUCGGAACCCGAAGGCUUUUUCUUAGGCCAGCGCCUUCCCCGGCCCUGGGAGGCCCCCGGCAAUCUCCAAGCCGGGGACAGCGACACCUCCAGGAAGCAUUGCACUAUUUGCUAG
Messenger RNA from Lipotes vexillifer (Yangtze River dolphin), 1161 nucleotides. RefSeq names its product prickle planar cell polarity protein 4 (gene PRICKLE4). The coding region runs from base 1 to 1161 and encodes 386 amino acids. NCBI's taxonomy places the organism in Eukaryota, Metazoa, Chordata, Mammalia, Artiodactyla, Lipotidae. The transcript has 6 exons. Gene Ontology annotation, molecular function: zinc ion binding. The record is from RefSeq and is a predicted model, not a curated record.